This is a messenger RNA of Setaria italica (foxtail millet), 1787 nucleotides long. Its product is annotated as zinc finger CCCH domain-containing protein 40. Gene Ontology annotation, cellular component: U2-type catalytic step 1 spliceosome; U2-type catalytic step 2 spliceosome; Prp19 complex. The transcript has 4 exons. Gene Ontology annotation, molecular function: U6 snRNA binding; metal ion binding; pre-mRNA binding. NCBI's taxonomy places the organism in Eukaryota, Viridiplantae, Streptophyta, Magnoliopsida, Poales, Poaceae. The record is from RefSeq and is a predicted model, not a curated record. Bases 110 to 1591 code for a protein of 493 amino acids.
CGCAUCGUCAAUUCGGGGUCUCGUCUUCGUGCGGCCCCAUUCGCUUCGUACCUCUCGGCUUCUCGGGGCGGCGGCGGCGGCGGCGGCGGCGGCAGAGAGCAGGAGGGGGAUGGCGCACCGGCUGCUGCGGGACGCGCAGGCGGACGGGUGGGAGCGGUCGGACUUCCCCAUCAUCUGCGAGUCAUGCCUCGGGGACAACCCCUACGUCCGGAUGUUAAGGGCAGAAUAUGACAAGGAGUGCAAAAUAUGUGCACGUCCAUUUACUGUCUUCCGAUGGCGACCUGGUCGGGAUGCAAGGUACAAGAAGACAGAGAUCUGCCAGACAUGUUGCAAGCUGAAAAAUGUCUGCCAGGUCUGCCUGCUGGAUCUUGAAUAUGGUCUACCAGUUCAGGUCAGGGAUACAGCGCUCGCUAUCAAUUCGAAUGAUGCAAUUCCAAGGAGUGAUGUCAAUCGUGAGUAUUUUGCAGAAGAGCAUGAUCGAAGGGCCAGAGCUGGCAUAGACUAUGAUUCUUCCUAUGGGAAGGCCCAACCAAAUGAUACCAUUCUGAAGCUUCAGAGAACAGCACCAUAUUACAAGAGGAACAGAGCCCAUGUGUGCAGUUUCUAUGUGCGUGGUGAAUGUACUAGAGGUGCUGAGUGCCCAUAUCGACAUGAGAUGCCUGAAACUGGGGAGUUAUCUCAGCAGAACAUCAAAGAUCGUUACUAUGGAGUUAAUGAUCCAGUUGCAAUGAAACUUUUGAGUAAGGCAGGUGAGAUGCCAUCCCUGACACCGCCAGAUGAUGAGACUAUAAGGACACUAUACAUUGGUGGACUCGAUAGCAGAGUAACUGAACAGGAUUUGAGGGAUCAGUUUUAUGCCCAUGGUGAGAUCGAGUCCAUAAGGAUGGUGCUUCAGCGUGCAUGUGCAUUUGUGACAUACACUACAAGAGAAGGCGCUGAGAAGGCUGCAGAGGAGCUUGCUAACAAGCUAGUCAUCAAGGGUGUGCGACUGAAACUCAUGUGGGGCAAGCCUCAGGCUCCAAAGCCCGAAGAGGAUGAGUCUGGGAGGCAGGGGCAGGUUUCCCACGGAGGACUGCUCCCUAGGGCUGUCAUAUCUCAGCAGCAGAGCGGCGACCAGCCUCAACCCCCUGGGAUGGAGGGCCAGCAGCAACCACCAGCAUCAUACUACUUUAACAUUCCAGCACCACCACCAGCAGAGCGGACUCUGUACCCAUCCAUGGAUCCCCAGAGGAUGGGUGCUGUAGUUAAGUCACAGGAUGGUGAAGGCAAACCAGGGCUGCAGCCUGGACAUGCUCAGCCAUCAAGUAGCUCAGCACAGGGCGGCUAUCCUGCACCACCACCAUACUACCAUGGUCAGUAUCCACCAUACUAUGCUCCUCCACCAUACGUUGGCUACAUGCCUCCACCUCGCAUGCCCUACCCACCCCUGUACCCACCAUACCAGCCGAUGCUAGCACCACCAGCACAAGCUCACGCUAGUUCAUCUCAGCAACCAGCACAAGCAGGACAGCAGCCGCCUCAUGGCCCUCCGGCUCAGCAGCAGCAGCCGGCUCCUGGCCCUUCAGCGCAACAGCAGCCAACUCAGAACUGAAGUACUUACAAGAAUGUUGGAUAGUGUACUGCUGUAAUUCCUCUCUGCUAGAAAAUGUACCCUCGUUGGUUGCCAGCUUCUGUAUUUUCUUAAUUUUGUGAUUAACAGCAAAACUUCGUAUUAUUGCUUAUCUGAGUUUGAAAACCCGGAAGAUAUACUGGAUUUAUCCAGCAUCAAGAUUUUGUGUUGUCAACCA